Leptonychotes weddellii (Weddell seal) is the source of this 2229-nucleotide messenger RNA. NCBI's taxonomy places the organism in Eukaryota, Metazoa, Chordata, Mammalia, Carnivora, Phocidae. The record is from RefSeq and is a predicted model, not a curated record.
GGCGGUUCUGGGGAUCAUGUAACAAAUGUUCGUAAUACGGUGGCUAGCCAGUGGGUCCUUGUGACUAUAAACCUCUCAGUCUGACUUUGGGUAACCACAAAAGUCAUUUCUAUUCUUGUAUCAUCUGUACUAAUAUUUACAAGGCAGACAUUCUUUGGGGUCUACUUCAUAUAAAUAUCACCAGCCUUUCUUCCAAUCCUGGUACUGGGUGAAGCUAGAAGGCAGCAGAGCCAUCUUGCCAGAGUUUAUGCCAUGCAGAAAAAAAAUCAAGGCAUCACAUGAUUCCUGCAGUAAGUCGACUGCAAAGGAGCAGAGAUGAAGUCUCAUAUGAAGUUAAAGGGGUUGAGACUCAGGAAAUUACAUUUUCAGUUUUAAAAUCAUCACACAACUAAGCCACGGGAAUCAAGGACAUGGAAUCGAUCCUAAAAUCAUGAUGAAGAGAUUCCAGAAUUCAAGCAACAAAAACAGCCCAAGAUCACACAGGGAAGGUCUUCGGAGUGUUUUCUUUAGGACGUAAUUUCUCUUGUCUACAAAUCUGGAAAAUAGGGAACAUCGGGAGAUACGAAGAGAAAGAACACAUGGCCACAGAUGUCUUCAAUUCCAAAAACCUGGCCGUGCAGGCUCAAAAGAAGAUCUUGGGGAAAAUGGUGUCCAAAUCCAUCGCCACCACCCUCAUCGAUGACACGAGCAGCGAGGUGUUGGAUGAGCUCUACCGGGUGACCAAGGAAUACACCCAGAACAAGAAGGAGGCAGAGAAGAUCAUCAAGAACCUCAUCAAGACCGUCAUCAAACUGGCCAUUCUUUACAGGAAUAACCAGUUCAACCAAGACGAGCUGGCGCUGAUGGAGAAAUUCAAGAAGAAAGUCCACCAGCUGGCCAUGACCGUGGUCAGCUUCCAUCAGGUGGAGUACACCUUUGACCGGAACGUGCUGUCCCGCCUGCUGAACGAGUGCCGAGAGAUGCUCCACCAGAUCAUCCAGCGCCACCUCACAGCCAAGUCGCAUGGACGGGUUAAUAACGUCUUUGACCAUUUUUCCGAUUGUGAUUUUUUAGCUGCCUUAUAUAACCCCUUUGGGAAUUUUAAGCCCCACUUACAAAAACUCUGCGAUGGUGUCAACAAAAUGCUGGAUGAGGAGAACAUCUGACCAUGUGCAUUAAGACUGCAACCGCCCGUGAUUUCUUUGAAAACGGAGCACUGCUGAUUUAUGAAGGAAAAACGAUUUUUUUUUUUUAAAGAUGACCCAUGUUUCAGAAAGACUUUUGCCCACCUCAGGCGUCAGACAUUGUCAGUAACGUUUUGUGCAGCUUGUUUCAUUUGAAGAAAAGCAGAUUGCCAAAAAUUCUGGUGAAAAGCUCCCUCCCUCACAGUUAGCAGAUCGUGGGAAAGGUGUCUGGUUGUGUGAUGCAAAUAUAGAGUUAUGCAAAGAAAAAUAUGGAUGGCUCCAAACCUCAAGACAUGUUUUUUUAGGUCAGUUGUGUUGGUAGCACAUUGGGUAUUUCUCACGUGUACAGAAUUAUGUACUUUGAUUCACUAUUAUUCCUUACUGUGUAUAUGUACCUCUGUUAAAAAGCUGAGAACUCUCUCUUGCUCUCAUUGCUCCCUUUGAGAUGAUUUCAUUUUCAAGUCUACCUUUUGUUGUGUUCCUUUGUUAAAGCUUUUGUCAUUGACAUUUAAGAAUUAAGUCUUCAUCGAGAAUUAAGACGUUCAAGAAUUGAGGCGGUCAGACUGAACCCUCAGAAAAACAGGAAACUGCUUCUUUGAAAUCAGUAUUGUAGGAACCAACUAUAUUUGAUAUGGUGAAUAAUGCCUGAUAAACGAACAUGCUUCGGGACUGGAGUGUCCUGUUUUUUAGUACCAACGGUGAUACUUCGAAAAUGUGGUAAUUCUUGAAGAUGUGCUAGUGGACUCUCCAUUUUUAGUAUCCGUUUCAGAUGUAAAAGAGACAAAGAAAAAUCUAGAUGGUUCUUGUAAAGGUCAGCAAUACUAAGAAAAGUACAACAAUCUUUAUUUUAGAGAUGAGCCCAUCAAAAUAAUUUAGGGGGAUAAAGGGCCAAAAUGGAAGAAAGCAUAUUGCUGUGGACCAUGAGAAUGAAAAUAAGUGCAUUUCAACGUUGAAUAAGGUUUGAUAGGUAAAUAAAGAAUGUCACUUUUUUAUUUAACUGAUAAGGUUUUUACUAUUUUGUUAUUUGCUAUUUUGAUGAGUAAACCAAAGAAUAUUUGCAUUCUAA